AAACAAAAAACAAAAACAAAAUUAUAAAGUAAUAAAAACAAUAAUUAAAACGCCUCACUGAAAAAAAAGUACCGCGCCGCGCCGCAGGACUCUUUAAUUUCCAUUCGGAUGAACUUUCGAUGGCCAUCAAAUAAUUGCUUUGAAUUCAUGAUACGAAAACAACAACAACAAGAAAACAAUGACGACGACGAUGAAGACGAAGUAAUCAAUUGAGAAGAUUCCACUUAAAAUUGAAAAUAAAAAUCCAAUAAGCAAUAACAGCCAUCCAUCCUACCGAUGACAUCCAAUGAGUAUGGGUAAAUCUUUGAUCUGCUAAAUGAUAUUGAAAAUCCUGGCGACAAAUUCAUCAUCCAACUGUACAAAGACUUAAUGGACAAUGGAUUACUAUUAUCAGAAAAAGUAUUGCAACAACCCAUAAUUCAAAAUCUCCUCACGAAUCCAAAUCGAACUUUUGAUUUAAUUAUAUGUGAACUUUUUUUAACUGAUGCUCUUUUUGGUUUUGGACAACAUUAUAAUGCUCCUGUAAUUGUUAUAUCUCCAAUGGGAAAUAAUUUUCUAAGCUCUGUUGUAAGUGGAACACCAAUGCCACCGUCAUUUGUGCCAAAUAUUUUACUUCCAAAUACUGAUCGAAUGAAUUUUAUAGAAAGAGCUUUGAAUUUAGUAGGUUUUACAUUUCAAUACUUAUUCUAUUAUUUCUACUGGCUACCAUACCAAUCGAGUGUUUAUAAGAAAUACUUUACAAGUUCUACUAUUAAUCUUGAGGAAGCUAUGAAGAAUAUUUCUUUAGUUCUUCAUAAUCAACAUUUUUCUUAUGGCAGUCCACAACCACUUCUUCAAAACAUCAUCGAAGUUGGAGGACUUCACAUUCAGCGACAACCGAAGCCUCUUCCAUUGGAUAUUCAGAAAUUUUUAGAUGAUGCUCAUGAUGGUGCCAUAUACUUUUCAUUAGGAUCAACUUUUAAAAGUUCAGGAUUGUCGAUGGAUAAGCUUGAAGCUAUUUUGCAAAUCUUCAGUACUAUGAAACAGAGAAUUCUUUGGAAAUUUGAGGUUUCAAGUUUAAAAGGGAAAAGUGAUAACAUUCUUUUAAAAAGCUGGUUUCCACAAAAUGACGUCUUGGCUCAUCCUAAUAUCAAAUUGUUUAUAACACAUGGAGGAAUGUUGGGAAUUACUGAAGCCAUUUACCACGCAAAGCCAGUUUUGGCAAUUCCAAUAAAUUACGAUCAGUUUAUUAAUGUUGCCAAAGCUGUGAAAAAAGGUUAUGCUUUGAAGUUACCACUGUCACAGCUUACGGAAGAUAAGUUCAAUAGUACUUUGAUGGAAAUGUUGACGAAUACAAAAUUCUCUUUGACAGCGAAGCAGGUAUCUUCUUGUUAUAGAGAUCAACCUUUAGAACCUCUAGAAAAUGCAAUCUAUUGGAUAGAAUACGUCAUAAGACACAAAGGAGCACCUCAAUUGCGAUCAAAUGCGUUAGAUUUAAAUUUCAUUCAAUAUCACAGCUUGGAUUCGAUUUUUGUUAUUUAUGGAGGAUUGUUUCUGGUUUUGUUCCUGCUGUGUCAGUGGUUUAAAAAUAAUUUAUUUAAAGUGUUUCGCAUUAAAAGUGUGCACAAAAGAAAGAUAUAUUAAUUGUUAUA
Episyrphus balteatus (marmalade hoverfly) is the source of this 1631-nucleotide messenger RNA. Its product is annotated as UDP-glucosyltransferase 2-like. The record is from RefSeq and is a predicted model, not a curated record. NCBI's taxonomy places the organism in Eukaryota, Metazoa, Arthropoda, Insecta, Diptera, Syrphidae. Gene Ontology annotation, molecular function: UDP-glycosyltransferase activity. The coding region runs from base 370 to 1623 and encodes 417 amino acids. The transcript is spliced from 2 exons.